This is a messenger RNA of Vigna umbellata (rice bean), 561 nucleotides long. The record is from RefSeq and is a predicted model, not a curated record. Lineage: Eukaryota; Viridiplantae; Streptophyta; Magnoliopsida; Fabales; Fabaceae.
CAACAUCAACAGCUCAAUAAAUUGAAAGACGAAGCACAUGGACCACUCAUAUUCGUUUCCAAUUCGAAUAAAUGUUGUCCUUGACGACGUUGAGACCAAAUGUGGCGUGAAUCGAUGGAAACACCUCACACAUUCUUCAGCAACGCUAUCAUGCUCACUUUCUUGCUUCUGAAUUUGGCUUUGGGAAGAGUUGUCGGGGCCGAUACUUAUAACAGAGACGAUUUCCCGGCCGAUUUUGUUUUCGGUUCAGGCACCUCUGCUUACCAGGUGGAAGGAGCUGCUAAUGAAGAAGGAAGAAGUGAUAGCAUUUGGGAUACCUUUGCCCACGCUGGAUAUGGACAUGGAGGAAAUGGAGAUGUAGCCUGUGAUGGGUACCACAAGUAUAAAGAAGAUGUGAUGCUAAUGGUGGAAACAGGACUUGAAGCCUAUAGAUUUUCCAUUUCUUGGUCCAGACUGUUACCAAAUGGUAGAGGACCCGUUAAUCCCAAAGGAUUGCAGUACUACAACAAUCUAAUCAAUCAGCUCAUCAGCAAUGGAAUCCAACCACAUGUAACAAACUAG